CAAUAAAGCUAAAGCAAGAAUAAAAAGAACAAUAAACAAAUGAAAGAAGAUGGAAAGAUAGGAAAGAAAUACAAAGCUUCCCAACCCCACGAUUAACUAUGAAAUAUUUUGUUGACACAGACAUGGGUUUGUUCAACCUCAUCUGAGAAAGCAGACACUGCCUGAAAGCUUCAACAAGGCCUUGUUUUGGUGCAUAAACAAGGAAAGAUAACAAAGUGAAGAGCAAAAAAGCAAACAAGAGAGAGAAAAGGAAUUGUUUUUUUCUUUUUCUUUUAAAGACUGAAAGGCAAGAGGUGCUGGUUGAGUUUAGGUGUUUCUGAAUAAAGAGAGAGAGAGAGAUUCAGUGCAGCAAAUGAUGGCAGGAAACCCUAACUGGUGGAGCAUGAAUAGCAUGCAGCCACCAUCUCAGCAGCCUUCUAAUUUCUCAUCACCUCCUCCUCCUUCCCUAUUUACUCCUCAAUACGUCACUGAAUCUUCUGCAGUACUGGCUUUGAACUCCUUAGGUGAUAACCAAGACUUUCCACAAUCAUGGAGCCAACUACUUCUGGGUGGACUGCCUAGUGAGGAAGAUAGGUUUGGCGGGCGGAGUAGUCAUUUUCAGUCAAAGAGUAGUUCGGAAAAUUGGGAAGACAAAAUCUUGAAUCCAUCUUUAAGGGUUCCUGUUGCUGAUGUAAAGCAAGAGGUUGGCCAAAGAAGCCAACUGUUUGGUCAUGGAGAUGCUGAAUUUCAAGCAUGUAGUAGAUCUUAUAAUAAUUGGUCUCAACAAGUCAUGCCUGCAGUUUCAUCCCCUAAGCCUUGUGUAGCAAGUUUAUGCAGCAACAACAUCUUGGACUUCUCUAAUAACAAUGCAGAUGGGAGGAAUCAACAUCCAAAUCAUUCAUCUCAUGAGUGUAAUAAUAGCACAGCCACUGGUGUGGUAUCUAAGAAGGCCAAGGUUCAAGCCUCAUCAACCCAACCACCUCUAAAGGUCAGAAAGGAGAAGCUAGGUGAUAGAAUAACAGCCCUCCACCAAAUUGUUUCUCCAUUUGGAAAGACUGACACAGCUUCUGUGUUAUUUGAAGCGAUUGAAUAUAUCAGAUUCCUUCAGGGUCAAAUUGAGGCACUUAGCUCCCCAUACUUGGGCAAUGUAUCAGGAAACAAGAGGCAUCAACACUAUGUUGAGGGAGAAAGAAAUUGUAUAUUUCCUGAAGAGCCUGGUCAGCUGCUGAAUGAUAAUUGCCUGAAAAGAAGAGCAGCUUCUAAGCAGGAUAUUGAGGAUGCACCAAAGGACUUAAGGAAUAGAGGGUUGUGUUUGGUUCCUGUGUCCUGCACUAAUGCUGUUGGAAGUCAUGAUGAAAAUGGAGCUGAUUAUUGGGCUCCGGCACCGGGAGGAUUUUGUUAGGCAUUGUUUGGCUGCAGAUCAAUACUGCUGAUCGAAGUUUUCAGGGAGUGAUAUAACAUGAUGAGCAGUAAGUCUGCUAAUCCAAGGCUGAUUGCUCAUGAUGUUAUAUAUAAUAUAUGCAUUCUAGCUAAGACUGGAAGUACAAAGUGUCAUUAACUGGGCUUUUGUUUUGUAGUCCCUGGGCGCAUGUAUCUCAUGAUUAUUAUUUUGAAUAACUUGUAUGAUUUCUAUAUCUAUUCCAAGUUCAAGCUUAGAAUCAACUUUCACAGAAGAUUAAUAUAUCUAUUUGUUGACUUUAUAUUUUUAUAAGGGUACUAUUAAUUCCAGUUAGUGAUGAAAA
Cornus florida is the source of this 1721-nucleotide messenger RNA. Its product is annotated as transcription factor bHLH68-like. Lineage: Eukaryota; Viridiplantae; Streptophyta; Magnoliopsida; Cornales; Cornaceae. Gene Ontology annotation, molecular function: protein dimerization activity; DNA-binding transcription factor activity, RNA polymerase II-specific; RNA polymerase II cis-regulatory region sequence-specific DNA binding. The record is from RefSeq and is a predicted model, not a curated record. The transcript has 9 exons. The coding region runs from base 353 to 1381 and encodes 342 amino acids. Gene Ontology annotation, cellular component: nucleus. Gene Ontology annotation, biological process: regulation of transcription by RNA polymerase II.